This is a messenger RNA of Peromyscus leucopus (white-footed mouse), 3185 nucleotides long. Its product is annotated as zinc finger protein 431-like. The transcript is spliced from 4 exons. Lineage: Eukaryota; Metazoa; Chordata; Mammalia; Rodentia; Cricetidae. The coding region runs from base 199 to 1941 and encodes 580 amino acids. Gene Ontology annotation, biological process: regulation of DNA-templated transcription. The record is from RefSeq and is a predicted model, not a curated record.
AGCCCAGAUGUUUAGGAGUUUGCUGAGAUUCUUCUGCCUUGGUGUCUUGACUGCCAAUCCAAGACUGAAGGACUCACAGAGAGCUGAGGACCAUGUCACCAAUUUGAAACACCUGCAGAGAGGACCUGAGAGCACACUGCUUACAGCAGACACCUGAAGCUGUGGUGGAUUUUUGAACCAUCGGAUAACCCUGGAGAGAUGCAGAAUACAGUGACCUAUGAUGAUGUGCAUAUUGGCUUCACUUGGGAAGAGUGGACUUUGCUGGAUCCUUCCCAGAAGAAUCUCUACAAAGAUGUCAUGCUGGAGACCUACAGAAACCUCGCUAUUAUAGGAUACAGUUGGGAAGACCAUAAUAUUGAAGAACAUUGUCAAAAUUCUAGAAGACAUGAAAGGCAUGAAAGAAGCCAAACUGGAAUGAAAACUUCUGUACAUACUCAAUGUAAUAAAACCUUUGCAUAUAAAAGUCAGCUUCAAAGGCAUGAAAGAAGACAUACUGGAGAGAAACCACAUGAAUCUAAUCAGUGUAAUAAAUCCUCUGCAUGUCACAAUAAUCUUCAAAGGCAUCAAAGAAGAUACACUGGAGAGAAAUGUUGUGAAGGUAAUCAGUGUGUUAAAACCUUUGUACAACACAGCCAUCUUCAAAUUCAUAAAAGAACACAUACUGGAAAGAAACCAUAUGAAUUUAAUCAAUGUGGUAAAGCCCUUGAACAUCAUGGUACUGUUAAACUGCAUAAAAGAACACAUACUAGAGAGAAACUCUAUGAAUGCAAUCAAUGUAGUAAAGCCUUUGCUCAACCCAUUACUCUUCAAAGGCAUAAAAGAACACAUACUGGAGAGAAACUCUAUGAAUGUAAUCAGUGUGGUAAAGCUUUUGCACUUCACAGUAAUCUUCAAAUGCAUGAAAGAACACAUACUGGAGAGAAACCCUUUGAAUGUAAUCAAUGCGGUAAGACAUUUACACAACAUGGUCAUCUACAAGUACAUAAAAGAACACAUACUGGAGAGAAACCCUAUGAAUGCAGUCAUUGUGGUAAAGCCUUUGGUCAUAACAGUACUCUUCAAAGGCAUGAAAGAACACAUACUGGAGAGAAACCCUAUGAAUGUAAUCAAUGUGGUAAAGCCUUUGCACGUCAGAGUCAUCUUCAAAUUCAUAAAAGUACACAUACUGGAGAGAAACCCUUUGAAUGUGAUCAGUGUGGUAAAGCCUUUGUACAACACAGUCGUCUUCAAGAACAUAAAAGAACACAUACUGGGGAGAAACUCUAUGAAUGUGAUCAAUGUGGUAAAACCUUUUUACAACACAGUCAUCUUCAAGGACAUAGAAGAACACAUACUGGCGAGAAACCGUAUAAAUGUAGUCAAUGUGAUAAAGCUUUUGCAUGUCAGGGUAGCCUGCAAAGCCAUAAAAGUACACAUACUGGAGAGAAACCCUAUGAAUGUAAGCAAUGUGGUAAAGCCUUUGGACGUUACAGUGAUCUUCACAGGCAUAAAAGAACACAUACUGGAGAGAAACCCUAUGAAUGUAAUCAGUGUGGUAAAGCCUUUACACGCCCCAGUACUCUUCAAAUGCAUAAAAGAACACAUACUGGAGAGAAACCCUAUGAAUGUACUCAGUGUGGUAAAGCUUUUGCACUUCACAGUAAUCUUCAAAUUCAUAAAAGAACGCAUACUGGAGAGAAACCCUAUGAAUGUAAUCAAUGUGGUAAAGCCUUUGCACAACAUAGUGAUCUACAAGAACAUAAAAGAACACAUACUGGAGAGAAACCCUAUGAAUGUAUUCAAUGUGGUAAAGCCUUUGGUCAUCGCAGUACUCUUCAAAAGCAUAAAAGAAUACAUACUGGAGAGAAACCCUAUGAAUGUGAUCAAUGUGGUAAAGGCUUUGCACGUCAGAGUCAUCUUCAAGUUCAUAGAAAAACACAUCACUCGAGAGAAAAUCUUUGAAUGUAAUCAACAUAAAGCCUUUGCACAACAGUCAUCUUCAAGAACAUAAAAGAACACAUACUGGGGAGAAACUAUUAAUGUAAUCAAUGUGAUAAAGGCUUUGCACAACACAGUCAUCUACAAGGACAUGAAAGAACAUAUUCUGGAGAGAAACUUUAUAAAUGUAAUAAAAGUCUUUGCACGUCAAAGUAGCCUGCAAAAACAUAAAAUUACACAUAUUGGAGAGAAACCCUAUGAAUAUAAUCAGUGUGGUAAAGCCUUUGCUUAUCAAAAUAUUUAAUUGCAUAAAAGAACACAUAGUGGAGACAAACUAUGAAUGCAAUCAAUGUGGUAAAACCUUUGCAUUUCAAAGUAACAUUCAAGUACAUAAAGAACACAUGCUGUAUAGAAACCCUAUGAAUGUACUCAAUGUGAUAAAUCCUAGUUACAACUCAGAGUAACCCUAUAACUGUAAAACUUUUAGUGUGUAAUUCAUCUCUUAAAGCCUUUGAAUAUAACAUAAGACUUUGAUGAUCUGACAAAACUCAUACCAAAGGGAAUCUGUAUAUUUAUAAGAAUUGGUAUGAUCUCCAGUCAAUAUAUUUACAUUCAAUUAUAAAAGAUUCAUUCUGGAGAAAAAAUUGACACAUGUAAAUCUAAGAAUUAUGAUGCCCCUCUUUAUUUUUAUAGCUGCAAUCUUAUAUGGACAAAAGGCCUAUGAACUUAAAUGAUAAAAUAACUCUUAGAUUUCAUACUUUUCUUCAUUCACAUGAAAUAAUGAAUCCAUGUUUAAAAGUUCAUAGAUUUGUAUUAUUGCUUUUUCUGUUGCUUUGAUAAAAUGUAAUGUCUAAGUGAACAAAGUGAACAAAGAGAUUUUAUUUGGCCCUUGGUUCCAGAGCAAUAUAUGAACCCUGUGAACGUGGCAUGGAUACAAGUGUCAGACAUGGCAGCUAAAGCAGGAGCCUAAGAAUUCAUAUUCUUUACCUGCACCAUGAAGCAGAAAGUAUAAAUUGGAAAUGGUAUGCAUAUAUAAUCUCUCGUGCCAACCCCCAGUGACAUAUUUCAUCCAGCAGGGCACCAUUUUCUAAAUCUUCCCAAAUGAUAUCACAGACUGAAAAUGAUUGAUUUCUAUGACUUCAAGCCUGCAUGCUUGCUUUCUGUUACAUAAACCAAUUCAUAAUGGAGAGAAACUCUGUAACCCUUUAGAUGCCUCAAAACCCAUGAUACUGAAAUUUCAGUAGAAAAACAUUCAUGAUUGAAAAAUA